Molecule: messenger RNA, 1221 nt
Organism: Scophthalmus maximus (turbot)
Lineage: Eukaryota; Metazoa; Chordata; Actinopteri; Pleuronectiformes; Scophthalmidae
Gene: copz1
Product: COPI coat complex subunit zeta 1
Exons: 9
Coding region: 132-665 (177 amino acids)
Biological process (GO): intracellular protein transport; intra-Golgi vesicle-mediated transport; retrograde vesicle-mediated transport, Golgi to endoplasmic reticulum
Cellular component (GO): COPI vesicle coat
Source: RefSeq, a predicted model, not a curated record
AGCGAGCUGCUCUCUGCCGUGUACGUUCAACGUCACAGACUGAGUCAGCCAAUGGGAAAGAGCCUCAUUUACUGUACGUGUUCCGUAGACCACUGCUAACUUUGCUAUCUGGACUGCUAACAGGAAUCAAGAUGGAUUCUCCCAUACUGGAACCAUCCUUAUACACGGUUAAAGCAGUUCUGAUUCUGGACAACGACGGAGACAGGCUUUAUGCCAAGUAUUAUGAUGACACGUACCCGACAGUGAAGGAGCAGAAGGCGUUUGAGAAGAACAUAUUCAACAAAACUCACAGGACAGACAGUGAGAUCGCGUUACUCGAGGGCCUCACCGUUGUCUACAAGAGCAACAUAGACCUCUUCUUUUAUGUGAUUGGAAGCUCACACGAAAAUGAGCUUAUGCUUAUGGCUGUCCUCAAUUGCCUUUUUGAUUCACUCAGUCAGAUGUUGAGAAAAAAUGUUGAGAGGAGGGCUUUGUUGGAGAAUAUGGAGGGACUCUUCUUGGCUGUGGAUGAGAUUGUGGAUGGAGGGGUGAUCCUAGAGAGUGACCCGCAGCAAGUUGUGCACCGCGUGGCUCUCAGAGGGGAUGAUGUGCCUUUGACAGAGCAGACAGUCACCCAGGUUCUUCAGUCUGCCAAAGAACAGAUCAAGUGGUCGCUUCUACGAUAGUGACCCCAGCAUCAGUCCACCAGUUCAGCCCAGUCUUCAUGGCACUGAUAUAUUUCCGCUCCCUCAAUCAAAGCUGUGAGGAGUGCCACUGGCACACCCAGUCUCACUCCCAGGACUAAUGCUAUGAUAAAGUUUCAUUUUCAAAUCACGUUUUUUGUGUGCAGGUUUGCAUUCUAUGACAAAUUCCACUAGAUGAUAAGACGUGGUGUACAUUCCAGUAUCGGGGCUGGCCUGUUAUAUUUGUUUUUUUUAUUAUUACAGAACCUGGGUGUUUAUUGAUCCAGAGUAUUUCUCAUUACCUGUGACAACAUUCCCUACUUGUAUCUCCCGAGAACAAGAAUUGUAUCCCAUUUGAUAGCAAUCUGUCCCUUCCUCCUACUAUUACUGUACAGGAUACUGGGGGCACCACCUCCGUCACCUAAUGUACAUGAAUAUUGUGCUUAAAAAGUACAACUAGUACUGUAGCCAUACCGCUUAUCACAGGCUCUUUUGCAUUUAUCUUGUCGGGGAUCUUCCAUCAUCAGAUACUAUUAAUAAAUGUUUGUUGACAAUGGCA